Messenger RNA from Echinococcus granulosus, 237 nucleotides. RefSeq lists its product as hypothetical. The transcript is spliced from 2 exons. The record is from RefSeq and is a predicted model, not a curated record. NCBI's taxonomy places the organism in Eukaryota, Metazoa, Platyhelminthes, Cestoda, Cyclophyllidea, Taeniidae. Bases 1 to 237 code for a protein of 78 amino acids.
AUGACGGACUGGAAAAAGGUAACCAAACCCCGCCUUACUUUGAUGCAGACACAGGGAACGCGUGAUUAUACCAGUGUAGACGGACGUCUUGCCACCCUCUGCAUUAGCAAUCAAAACUUGGGCGAAAUGCAGAUGACUUCAAAAUUGACUCCGAUUGCUGCCAAGGCUUACUCAGUUUCAUCGUACUUGUCUGCUCUUUACUAUGGACAGUAUGAAGAGGAGGCCGAAGGAACAUAG